Messenger RNA from Bactrocera oleae (olive fruit fly), 2931 nucleotides. Lineage: Eukaryota; Metazoa; Arthropoda; Insecta; Diptera; Tephritidae. The record is from RefSeq and is a predicted model, not a curated record.
AACAUUGCACUUGAAAUUGUCUUCGUGUCGCUGGCCGAAUAAUUUUGCAGAGUAGGUUACUUCAAAGUGAUUUUGUAUUUUGUUAAUAUAGUUACUAGUCGUUCAACUGAAAGAGUAAUUUAAUAAUUUUUAGUUAAAAAUACUUCUUAAUACUUGAAUAUAACACAAGGAUAAUUAAAAUGGGUCUGUUACACGCCAUUGGUAUUAGGGUAAUGAAUUUUAUGGUGUUUUUCCUAAUUGUUAUAUUAUUGCCGGGUCUGCCACCGCGUACCACUUUUCCAUUCAAAGAAUUUCAUGUGACACCCGCUAAAGAUUUGAAAGGAGCCUUAGAGCCUAAUCAGCACCUAGAUGGUGCCGAACGCCUCCUUGAAGGGCGUGUCUAUGGCCCAGAAUGUCUUAUUGCUCGUAAAAAUGAGGUAUACACCGGCAUUCAUGGUGGGGAGAUAAUAAAACUAACUGCCGAUCAUGUUACACACGUAGCAAAAAUUGGACAACCUUGUGAAGAUAUAUUUGAAGAGGCUCGUUGCGGAAGACCUUUGGGCCUUGCCUUUGAUACGCAAGGUAAUAAUUUGAUUGUGGCAGACGCAUACUACGGCAUCUGGCAGAUAGAUCUUAAUACGAAUCAAAAGAAAUUGCUGGUAUCGCCACAUCAAGAACAACCUGGUAAAGAUAUUCAACGCAAAGCUAAACUUUUCAACACGGUUGCCGUAGAUCAGAAAGGUGAUAUAUAUUGGACAGAUUCUGCCUCAGAUUUUGUGUUGCUCGAUUUGGUAUUCGGAGGUCUGGCAAAUCCCUCUGGCCGGCUCUUCAAAUAUGAUCGCGCUAACAAUGUUAGCAAAGUAUUACUGGACGAAUUAUUCUUUGCUAAUGGUUUGGCCUUGAGUCCCGAUGAAGACUUCAUUGUUGUCGCCGAAACCGGAGCGAUGCGUUUGACUUUAUACCAUUUAAAGGGCGCCAAAGCUGGUCAGAGUGAAGUCUUCGUAGAGGGUUUGCCUGGUUUGCCCGACAAUUUGACACCCGAUGCCGAGGGCAUAUGGGUGCCGCUCAUAAUGGCCGCAGAUAAUGAACAUCCAAACGGUUACAAUAUGUUCGCCAACUUCCCCAGCAUACGUUUAUUCUUGGCACGUCUGCUUAGUCUCUUCGAGUUGCCCUUCCGUCUAAUCAACAACGCCUUCCCAAAUAAGCUGGCCCAAAAGUUUAUUCACUUCAUUGGACAUGGUGAAAGUAUGCUGCUUUUGUCACCCAAGCGUUCAACCAUUGUGAGAAUAGACUGGAACGGUAAUAUUGUGGGCUCGUUACAUGGUACCGAUAAGUCGGCAGGCGCUAUUUCGCAUGUAUUGGAAUUCAACGAUUACUUGUAUUUGGGUUCGCCGUUCAAUCGGUUUUUGGCGCGUGUGAAAUCACCGAGAGCCGGUCGCCAACCGGAGGUGAAAGUACGGAAUGUCAGGUAUGAGGGCGCUGGUUUAGAAGCGUCUGUUAAGCCAUCAACUGCAUCUACUACCACUACUAGCAAGCCAAAGCCUGCCGCUACUAAACCACUAACUACGACAGCGCCACCGACAAAAACCACGACGACAACAACUACAACUACACCGCGACCAACUACAACUACACCUAAACCGACCACGACAACUACAAAAAGACCAACAACUACUACAACAACUAGAAAACCAACAACAACUACGACAGCGCGACCAUCAACAACGACGACGACCACAAAACCCAAAGCUACCACUACCACCACCACCACAACUACAACACCAAAACCAACUACAGCUACACCAAAAGCAUCAAGCGCCACACCGAAAAUAAAAUCAAGCACCACAACAGCACGUCCCGCGGCCGAGCAGAAACGUGUGCCUCCAAAGGACCCAGCACCGAUUAAGGAGGAAAUACCAAACGAUACGAAACCACCCAAAUUCGACAAGCUUAAAGUGAUCACCAAAACCGGCGAACACCUCGAAUUUUAAAGCAGCUAACUAACAAAUUAACUGUAAACAUACAUAUAUCGCAUUAUUACUUUCCUUUGUCAUCUGAGGUGUCGUUCGAACCUAACCUAAUACAUCAACAUAUACAGGCAUGUAACAAGAGCGCAUGCAACGUUACGAAGUUUAUGUUAGAAUGCGACAUAGCAAUAAUCUAGUGAAUACCUAUGAUAUAUUAGAACGAUUUAGCGGAAAUAGGGUGUGUACUGUUACCACAGUACAGUAUGAGAUAUUGCGGGAAAUUUUAUACAGUUACAACAAACAAACGAAAUUAGUGCUUCAACGAAUACAUUCCAAUAAACAUUCCAACUUGUGCUGCUAAAGCAUUUUUCGCAUUUAUUUAUAACAUUCUAUUCACUUAAUGCUUACAUUCCGCGGAGUUACGGUUUAUAGGGAAAGGAGGUUAUGUGCACAUUUUUAAUUUAUAACUCGUACUAAAUUCGUUUGAACGUUGUAAAAAUGCCUGAAAUGAAGAAAAUUCCUUGGUUAGCUUAAAUAGCUCUAAAUUCGAGCUUAAGCAGUUAGCUGUAAGUAUAACAGUAGUGCGGAUCUCUAUAAACAAAUGUAUUAACGAAUUACUGCUCGAACAUAAAUUUGUGAAUAUCCGCUAAGAUUUACUAUUUUUUACUCUACGUUGAGUAUACUAGUUUGGUUUUUGCACAAAGUUCAUAAAAAACGAAUUUUAAAAAAUUAUUUAUAAAAACUUUUUUUGGUCAUGGUAAAUAAUCUAUUUAAAGUAAUUAAUAAAUAACGGUAGUAAUUUUAUGUAUACCCUUCCUAACUUUUGACUGUUAUACAUACAUAAUAAAAUAAAUGUCCUGUACUGAUUUUGAAGUAUUUUGUAAUUUAUUUAAUAAGCGCUUGAUUUACUUUUUUCAUUUCAGUUUUACAUUCAUGAAUAAUUAUUUCAAAUUAAAUAAAGCUUAAAGUGUUUCUCGACAAAUUA